CACCAGCCUGCGUCACCAGCAGCAACUCCACAGCACAAAACACACAACAACCACAAAACCAAGGCACAGGACCCAGCACUGGGAAUGGCUCGUUUCGGCAGCGAUGUGUCGGCGCGGUACGGAGGGAGUCCGGCGGGCGGGGGCAGAGGUGGUGCAAGCCGCCAGGGUGGUGGUCCCCAAGCCGGGCAACGAGGCAUGUACGGCUCCAAGUCAAUGGCUCAAAGAGCCCGGACCAUGGCUCUUUACAACCCCAUCCCCGUCCGCCAGAACUGCUGCACAGUCAACAGAUCACUUUUUAUAUUCAGCGAAGACAAUAUCAUCCGGAAAUAUGCCAAACGGAUAACCGAGUGGCCUCCAUUUGAAUACAUGAUAUUAGCGACUAUUAUUGCAAACUGCAUCGUGUUGGCCUUGGAGCAACAUCUUCCAAAUGGAGAUAAGACACCCAUGUCAGAGAGACUGGAUGAUACUGAGCCUUAUUUCAUUGGGAUAUUUUGCUUUGAAGCUGGCAUCAAAAUCAUUGCUCUCGGAUUCGCUUUUCAUAAAGGUUCCUACCUUCGAAAUGGCUGGAAUGUGAUGGAUUUUGUGGUCGUUCUCACCGGGAUUUUGGCCACUGUUGGGACGGACUUUGACCUGCGAACCUUGAGGGCUGUUCGAGUACUACGACCGCUGAAACUAGUGUCAGGAAUUCCAAGUUUGCAAGUUGUAUUAAAGUCGAUAAUGAAGGCAAUGGUGCCACUCCUUCAGAUUGGGCUUCUCCUGUUCUUUGCCAUCGUUAUGUUUGCCAUUAUCGGUCUGGAGUUCUACAUGGGAAAAUUUCACAAAACCUGCUUCAGUGAAGAAACAAAUCAGCCAGUGGAAGAAUUUCCAUGUGGGAUUGCUGCCCCUUCACGAUUGUGUCCGAAUGGAACCAUUUGUAGUGGCUACUGGAAUGGACCCAACUAUGGGAUUACAAAUUUCGACAACAUCCUAUUUGCUGUUCUCACAGUCUUCCAGUGUAUCACCAUGGAAGGGUGGACUGACAUUCUUUACAAUGCUAAUGAUGCCUCGGGGAACACCUGGAACUGGCUCUAUUUCAUCCCUCUGAUCGUCAUUGGAUCUUUCUUCAUGCUCAAUCUUGUUCUGGGUGUGUUGUCAGGCGAGUUUGCAAAGGAAAGGGAAAGGGUGGAGAACAGACGGGCAUUCCUAAAACUAAGAAGACAACAGCAGGUAGAGCAAGAGUUCAACAGGUAUCUGCGUUGGAUCCAUAUAGCUGAGGAGGUCAUGCUGGCAGAAGAGGACAAACAUGCAGAAGACAAGUGUGCCUUGGAUGUUUUGAAGAGAGCAACGACAAAAAAGAGUAAGAAUGACCUGAUAAAUGCUGAGGAGGGAGAAGAUCACUUCACAGACAUUUCCUCAGUGGGACCUGGAGCGGACCCGAAGCCUGCAGCAGUUUCUGUAGAUGACGCCAGCAGCAGGUUUACUCGGCCCAGCCUGAAAAGCGGCAAAAACGAUAGAUCUUCCUAUUUUCGAAGGAAGGAGAAGAGGUUUCGAUUCUUCAUUCGGCGCAUGGUGAAAUCGCAAAGCUUUUAUUGGAUUGUCCUCUGUGUGGUGGGGCUAAACACUCUCUGUGUGGCAAUUGUACACCAUGACCAGCCAUUGUGGCUCACUGAGGCACUAUAUUUUGCUGAGUUUGUUUUCCUUGGGCUUUUUCUGACUGAGAUGUCCUUGAAGAUGUAUGGUCUGGGCCCAAGAAAUUACUUCCAUUCUUCGUUCAACUGUUUUGAUUUUGGGGUAAUAGUCGGCAGUAUAUUUGAAGUCAUCUGGGCGGCUGUCAAACCAGGUACCUCGUUUGGUAUAAGUGUUCUCAGAGCACUUCGAUUACUCAGAAUCUUCAAAGUAACCAAGUACUGGAACUCAUUGCGUAAUCUGGUGGUGUCUCUGCUGAACUCCAUGAAGUCCAUUAUCAGCCUGCUCUUCCUGCUUUUCCUGUUCAUUGUGGUCUUUGCCUUACUUGGAAUGCAACUCUUUGGAGGACAGUUUAAUUUUGAAGAUGGGACCCCUCCAACAAAUUUUGACACAUUUCCUGCUGCGAUUCUGACGGUGUUCCAGGUCCUGACAGGAGAAGAUUGGAACGCGGUUAUGUAUUUUGGAAUUGAAUCACAAGGAGGAGUAAAGAGGGGGAUGUUUUCUUCCAUUUAUUUUAUUAUCUUGACACUGUUUGGUAAUUAUACCCUUCUCAAUGUCUUCUUGGCCAUUGCUGUUGACAACCUGGCAAAUGCACAGGAGCUAACAAAGGAUGAAGAAGAGAUGGAAGAAGCCAAUAUCCAGAAAAAUACCAUUCAAAAGGCAAUGGAGGUUGCGGAUGUCAGCCCAAUAUCUGCGACAAAUUUAUCGAUAGCAGCUUUUGUAAAGCAAAAUCGAGGUGCUCUAUCUCGCAGCUCAUCAGUCUCCAGCGUUAAUUCACCCAAAGAUCAACAGAAGUCGUUCAAGUCCAUGUCCGUUUGGGAACAGAGGACUUCCCAACUGAGGCGUCAGCACCUCCUAACCAGUCAGGAGGCCCUCUUCAAUGAGCUGGAUGAUGAGCAGCGCAGAAUGUAUGUCUCUUCCCAUCAGAUCCGCCCGGAUAUGAAGACCCACCUGGAUCGACCUUUGGUGGUGGAACCCAGGAACAAUGUAAGGAAGGGCAGCGAUAAGAUGCGCCCCAUUGACUGCCAGGACAGUGAGCAAGAGAGGCUGGUGCAGCCCGAGGACUGUGAGGUGCCAAAGCGGCCCCAUCGGCACCGAGACAAGCCGGGGGAGCAGGACAAGGACAAGGGAGACGGUGCCCCGGAGCCGGCAGAGACCGUGGCCCACAGCAAGGAUGAGCAACGGCGUUCCCACAGGAGCCGGAACAAGGAGACGGAGAAAGAGCAGGAAGAGACGGCCAAGGAGGGGAAGGGCGAGCGCAGCAGGAGCCGGGAAGGAGGGCGGAGGCACCACCACCACCCGCAGGGCACGGCGGGCGAGGCCCCCGAGAGGGAGCACAAGCGACACCGGUCCCACCGGCACGGCGGCGAGCAGCAGCACCGGGAGGGCAACGGCACGGCCAACGGCACCAAGGCCGAGAGGCGCAGCCGGGCCAAGGACGGCUCGCGCUCCAGCACGCGGGAGAGCGACGCACCCGCCAAAGGCCAGAAUGCGGAGGGAGCAGAGAGGCGGCGUAGGCACAGGCAGAAAGCUCUCUCCACCUACGAGUCAGAGGAGAAGAGAGACAAUGGCGAGAAGGAGGGGGAGACUGUUCUACGAGAACGGUGGAACCACAAAGUGAAGGAGGUCCAGCCACCACCAGACAGCAUCGUGCUGGGCACAACCUCGCUGCCACCCAUGAAGCACCUGCCCCAGCAACCAGAGGAUGCCGACAACCAGAAGAACAUCAAGCUGGUGACGCUGCCCACGAGAGAUGCCGAGCACCCCGUCACCAUCAACAUCCCGGUUACCAUCACGGCACCACCUGGAGAGACGACACUGUUCCCAAUCAACAACGUCAGCGUUGAUUUGGAAAGUAUGAGUAAAGCGGAGGAGAAGAAGGCGGGGGACGCCGAUGAUUUGAUGAGGGACGGGCGGCGGCAGAUACCGCCCUUCAGUUCCAUGUUCAUCUUCAGCCCAACCAACCCUGUUCGCAGAGCAUGCCACUACGUUGUAAAUCUGCGCUACUUUGAGAUGUGCAUCCUGCUGGUGAUAACAAUGAGCAGCAUCGCAUUGGCAGCGGAGGACCCUGUACAGGCCGACUCACCCAGUAACAAUGUUCUGAAGUACCUGGACUAUGUGUUCACUGGGGUCUUUACCUUCGAAAUGGUGAUUAAGAUGAUUAAUUUAGGUCUGAUACUUCAUCCUGGCUCUUACUUUCGUGAUCUUUGGAACAUUCUGGACUUCAUUGUUGUCAGCGGAGCUCUCGUGGCCUUUGCCUUCACGAGUUUUCUCGGCGGAACCAAAGGGAAGGACCUCAACACCAUCAAGUCGCUGCGGGUACUCCGAGUCCUACGGCCACUGAAGACCAUCAAACGUCUGCCCAAGUUAAAGGCUGUCUUUGACUGUGUGGUUAACUCCCUGAAGAAUGUCCUGAACAUCCUCAUCGUUUAUAUGCUCUUCAUGUUCAUCUUUGCUGUCAUUGCCGUGCAGCUCUUCAAGGGUAAAUUCUUCUACUGCACUGACGAGUCCAAGGAUUUGGAAAAGGAUUGCAGGGGUCAAUAUCUCGUUUAUGACAACGAUGAUAUUGAGGCAGAACCUCGAGAAUGGAAGAAAUAUGAUUUCCACUACGAUAAUGUGCUGUGGGCCCUGCUAACACUAUUCACAGUGUCGACUGGCGAAGGGUGGCCAACGAUUUUAAAGCACUCUGUGGAUGCUACGGAUGAAGACCAGGGACCCAGCCCCAGCUAUCGCAUGGAAAUGUCCAUAUUUUAUGUUGUGUACUUUGUUGUGUUUCCAUUUUUCUUUGUGAAUAUUUUUGUUGCUCUGAUUAUCAUUACAUUCCAGGAACAGGGUGAUAAGGUGAUGUCUGAGUGCAGCCUGGAGAAAAAUGAGAGGGCGUGCAUUGAUUUUGCUAUAAGUGCCAGGCCGCUAACUCGGUACAUGCCACAGAACAAGCAAACUUUUCAGUACAAGAUGUGGAAAUUUGUGGUCUCUCCGCCUUUUGAAUAUUUCAUCAUGGCCAUGAUUGCGCUCAAUACCAUCGUGCUGAUGAUGAAGUUCUAUAAUGCUCCUGAACCAUAUGACAGAAUGCUGCUAUACCUGAACAUACUAUUCACAUUUCUGUUCUCCUUGGAGUGUGUGUUGAAGCUUAUUGCCUUUGGUAUUCUGAAUUACUUCCGUGAUGCAUGGAAUGUGUUUGACUUUAUAACUGUACUGGGAAGUAUAACUGAUAUUUUAGUCACUGAACUGGUGAAACUGCAUAACUUUAUCAAUCUCAGCUUUCUACGGUUAUUCAGAGCAGCACGACUCAUCAAGCUCCUCCGCCAGGGAUACACCAUCCGUAUUCUGCUCUGGACAUUUGUGCAAUCUUUUAAGGCAUUACCGUAUGUUUGUCUACUGAUUGCAAUGCUGUUUUUCAUCUAUGCUAUUAUUGGAAUGCAGGUAUUUGGCAACAUUGCGCUGGAUGAUGAUAGUGCAAUUAAUCGUCACAACAAUUUUAGGACCUUCCUACAAGCAGUAAUGCUUUUAUUCAGGAGUGCCACUGGUGAAGGCUGGCAAGAAAUAAUGCUGGCAUGUUUGAGUAAAAGCCCAUGUGAUCCUCGUUCGGGCAUAGACAGAGACGAGUGUGGAAGCGAUUUUGCCUAUUUCUACUUCGUGUCCUUCAUUUUCCUUUGUUCUUUCCUGAUGCUGAAUCUUUUUGUAGCUGUCAUUAUGGACAAUUUUGAAUAUUUAACCAGAGACUCUUCUAUCUUGGGACCUCAUCACUUGGAUGAGUUCAUCCGAGUCUGGGCUGAAUAUGAUCCAGGAGCCUGUGGCCGCAUCACUUACAAUGACAUGUAUGAGAUGCUGAGACACAUGUGUCCACCCUUAGGUCUGGGAAAGAAAUGUCCUGCCAGAGUCGCCUACAAGCGGCUUGUGAGAAUGAACAUGCCGAUAGCGGAAGAUGGCUCCGUGCAUUUCACAUCGACCCUGAUGGCAUUGAUUAGAACAGCCCUGGACGUCAAAAUUGCUGCAGGAGGAGCAUUCCAGCACCAAUGUGAUGCGGAGCUGAGGAAAGAAAUAAUUGUUGUCUGGCCAAACCUAUCCCAGAAGGUUCUGGACAUCCUGGUGCCUCCCCAUCGACCUACAGAGUUGACAGUGGGGAAAGUCUAUGCAGCGCUGAUGAUUUUUGAUUACUACAAACAGAACAAAAGUAAAAGAAUGCAGCAACAGCAGUCUGGCGGCUUGUCACAGACUCGAUCAUCGUUCUUUCAGCGUGUAGUGGGAGCCCUGACACCAACGCAAGAAGAACCCCCCACCUACAAUGACACGUCGCGACAAAAGAACUCGCACAACAAUGGCGGCAAUGCUCUAUACCAAGGCAGUGGACGAAAAGAAUCCUCGUCCUGGAGGAUCCGAGAGGCUUACGUUGAGGGUAAAAUGCAAAUGUCUGAGAGUGGUCAGGUUGAAGGGACUCCAGUCACCCAGACCAGCCCUCAGGCCGUGGAGAUGAGGGAGAUGGGCUAUGAUGUGAAUCAGGUGGAUCAGCCCAGCCUGGAUAGUCUCGGCCGCGCGGCAUCCAUGCCUCGACUCACGGCGGAGACCCCGAAAAUAUCACGAUCAUCUGGGAGUGUCCUUGCCCCGAUCCCAGACACAAGCCCCAUGAAGCGCUCCGUAUCUACGCUGACCCCACAGCGCUCUCGUGGGAUGCAUCUGCCCGAUUACUCCCUGGAGCGGGUUGUGCCAGUGCGAAUGCCACAUCACCACCACCACCACCAUCGCUGCCAUCGCAGGAGAGAGAAAAAGCAGCGAUCGCUCGAAAGAUCUCCCAGCAGAGAAGUUGACGGAGAAACAGGCCAACUGGAUGAGCUCAGUUCUGCAGCUCAGCCAAGGGACCAUUCGUCAAAGGAGCGCGAGCGGGGUAGGUCACAGGAGCGUAAACCUCCGUCCUCCACCGAGAAGCAGCGCUACUACUCCUGCGAUCGGUACGGCAGUCGGGAGCCCCCGCAGCCCACCUCUGCUGACCACAGCCGGUCGACAUCGCCGAGCGAUGGCCCAGAGCACAGGCUCCACAGACAGGGCAGUGGUUCGGUUAACGGCAGCCUCCUGCAGCUGGUGUCUGGCACCAGUACUCCGUGCCGCGGGCGCCGGCAGCUUCCCGCAACACCACUCACGCCGCGCCCCAACGUUACCUACAAGACUGCCAACUCAUCCCCGGCUCACUUCAACGCCUCGCCGCCCAGCCCCCCGGGCAGACUGAGCCGCGGGCGGUCGGAACACAACAACCUGCUGUGCGGUGAGUCGCUGGGCCACUGCCUCGCUGGCGGCGAGUGCAGGCAGCCGACGGUGACCCGCAUCAGCUCCGACCCUUCCCUGGGCCACCGCACCAGCAGCGAGGAGCAGCAACUUUUGGAGGAGACUCUGACCUUCGAGGUCGCCCUGGCCACUACCGCCGGCAGGUCCCCCAGGACAUCCUGCGUCUCGUCCUUCAUCCCUCAACCUCAGCAGAGCCGCCGGGUCCCGAACGGUUAUCAUUGCAACCUGGGAACGGGUGCCGGCGCGGCCGAGCGGAGAUUCUACCGUGAGACAGAUGAGGAGGACUGGUGCUAGUGUGCGGGCAGUUCAAGACUCUUACAGAUUAUGCAUUAACGUGAUGAGUUUUAUCAUCUGCAGGGUGUUCUGUCAGAGCUCAGAGAGAGAGAGAAGAGAGUGUGUGUGUGUAAGUGAGCGCGUUCAUAUGCAGUGUUUGUGGGGAUUUAGACACUGGAAAAUGGUUCCAGGGGAAAUCUGAGUUUUUUUUUCUAAAGUUGCUUCAACUUGUUUUUUGCACUGAAUUUGCAAGUGAAAACCGGUUUCACUUGAAGCGAAGAAAACACACACACACUCACACAAAACGGUUUCAUUCUAGAAAACGUGUUAUUUGUUUUUCUAUCUCUCCCUACAUUGGCUAUUUCAGAAAAAAAAA
Messenger RNA from Amblyraja radiata (thorny skate), 7591 nucleotides. It is a transcript of the gene cacna1ba, whose product is annotated as calcium channel, voltage-dependent, N type, alpha 1B subunit, a. Gene Ontology annotation, cellular component: membrane; voltage-gated calcium channel complex; neuronal cell body. Gene Ontology annotation, biological process: calcium ion import across plasma membrane; chemical synaptic transmission. Gene Ontology annotation, molecular function: high voltage-gated calcium channel activity; calcium ion binding. The record is from RefSeq and is a predicted model, not a curated record. Bases 85 to 7236 code for a protein of 2383 amino acids. The transcript has 52 exons. Lineage: Eukaryota; Metazoa; Chordata; Chondrichthyes; Rajiformes; Rajidae.